CCGGCUAAUUGUGCAAACCUGCAUUAUUUUCCGUGUGUUCCAGUCGACCGCACCGGCGGCGGCAUACAUUGACCGGCGCCUUUUGUGCCGUGAUGAGGCUGCACUGAAGGCGCAGAGCGAAGAAUGCGAUUCGCGCUGCAGGCGGCCCUGGCCGUGGCCUUGACCUGCGUCGCGCCAGUGCGCUGCUCCCUGCUGCUGGAUGAGGCGCUCGGGCACGUAAUCGGCGUGUGCCGCGUCCCCGAACGCUGCUCCCGACGGCCCCACCCCCCGCAACACCCGGCAGACAUUGCCCCAGAGCUUUUUACAGGUUAUCCUUGUUUUUGUGACAAUGAUUGUCACGCUUUCAAAGACUGCUGCCACGACCUGGCUGAAAACGCGACGCUGGACACAGAAGAUUUAAUUUACGGACUACCAUCGUCCCUGUGGAGCUGCGAAAAAAUCUCUUCAACGCCGGUAGAACAAAAUAAAAUCAUUUCAAUCGAAAUAAUAAAACAAAAUAAAUCAAAGAAAGGGCCCUAUUUGUGGAUGGUGAGCAGUUGUCCAGAGCAAACGGACCAAGUUCUGGCGGCGGAUUGUGCGGCCACAGAUGCGGACAGGACGUACCUCCACGAUUUGCCAGUGAUUGCUGCUGGGUUGUUGUACAAGAAUAUUUUCUGCGCCACCUGCCACGGCGCUAUCUACACAGAUCUCUACCCCUUGAGCGUGGGCAUAUCUUGCCAGGGAAAUGAUGUCACAAGCGAAGAUCUGAUAAAUGCAACGUAUGUGCCUGGCGAGGCUAUGUUUCAAUUGCCAGGCAGAAAAAUCUGCAAGUUAGACGUGCAAGAAUUUUCCAACAUAUCAGGGCUGAACCGGAACUUGUCAGCGCUGCAGAACGAUACGCUGAUAAGGCAGUGCCGAAAAUUAACCGACGUUUGCGGGGAUGGUUGGCCUGACCAGGAGAUCAGCGAAAAAUGCAGCUCGUACACGAUGUUCGUCGAAGGGAUGCUUGAAGACAGACGAACCUCUGGCGUCUUCAGGAAUCCGCACUGUGCCAUUUGCAACAACGUCUCCAAAAUGUUUUGCGGCAACAGCCGCGUCAGGCUGCAGGGUCGCCUCAACAUCGGGAUCGCCGUGCCGACUGGCUCGCUGUCUCUGAUUUUCCACUUCAGCUUUGGCGGGGGCAACGUCGUCGGCCGCGAGGCGUGCUCUGAAGGCCACGUUUGGGACAGUAUUUUCCAGAAAUGCCAGAAAAUCUUCAGCUGCGACAACAAGCACGGAUCAGAUCUCUGCGCGGCUGAGGAAUCGGAAAUUUUAGAGGGCGAAAACUCCUUGAACUGCAGCAGCGUGGUGUUGGAACAGCAUUCGUUUGUUCUGCUUGAAAACGGAUCGAUUUUUGUGAAUUCUUCAAAAACCUACAUCAGUGCCGAGGAUUUCGUCUUUUUGAGUGAAGAUAGAGUCCAAAUUUGCGUUGAAGAGAUAGAGGAAAUUCCAGAUUCAGGUGGAGAAAUUUCCUUCUCGGCCUUGCAGAAUUUUUUGACCCUGAUCUGCACCAUCGUUUCUCUCAUUGGACUGUCCCUGCACAUCCUCGUGCUGCUGGCUGUCCCAAAGCUGAGGAAUCUUCCCGGGAUGAUCUCAAUGGGCAUUUCCGUCUCCCUGCUAAUGGCCCAGCUGCUCUUCCUGAUCGCGACGAGUCCAAGCCGGCCGCAGGACUACGGAGGGUGCGUCGCCCUGGCUGCGGUUUUGCACUUUGCGUUUCUCAGCGUCUUUGCGUGGACGGCCGUGAUGAGUUUCGACAUCUGGAGGACCUUUUCCCAUCCAACUGGACACCUACCUGGUAGAAAAUCCAAUGCAUGGAAGGUGCAGUGGGCGAGGUACUGUGUGGCAGCGGUUUUGGGACCACUUACAGUAGUGGCCAUCGCCGUGGGAUUGGACCAGAGUGGACUUGACCUGGUUGUCAGCCCGAAUUACGGAAUGUCAACGGCGUGCUGGUUCGGCAGCCGCCUGGGUCUUGCAAUUUUUUUCGCGCUGCCCGUCUUUCUGAUCCUCAUUUUUAACCUCACCCUCUACACGGUGGUGGUUGUGCGAAUCAAGGAGCAGAAGAAGGCCACGGAAUACAUCAGAGACCGCAAAAACAGUAGAAAAAACAGAUAUUCAGAGAAUGACUGCAAGCUGCACUUCAGCAUCUUCAACAUAAUGGGCGGCACCUGGAUUCUAGGAAUAAUCGCCGGAGUCGUUGACCAUCCAAUUCUCUGGACGGUCUACAUAAUUCUGAGCGGAUCACAGGGCGCCAUCAUCUUCAUCUUACAGAUCUUGAAGCCGCGAGUGAUCCACAUGAUUCGGAACCGUCUCACAGGGCGAGAAGACACGACCACCUCAAACAACAGUGGAUCAGGCAAAAGAACGUCCAGCUCUCUUCUGAACAGAAACUCGGAGCGGUCGUCAGUGAAAAAAUCGUUCCUGCUGGAAGAGUCUGUUGCACUGAAGAGCAGAGUGGAGUGAAAAUAGAUAUAGUCACAUGUGUUCCUAUUCAAUUUCGUGUCAAUAUCAUAUCCCAUAUAGGUCUAUAUAAACUAAAAUGUUUCUAGUCAAAAAUUCAAGGAAGCUGAACGAAAAAAGCUGUUUAGUAAUAAAUGCAUUUUAAACGGAUGAGUGUAGCGCUCAUUUUGAAAUGAGAUGUGGAUUCUGAUGAAAUAGAUAUGAAUGAAUUGUUUGAGUGGCACAAGAGAAAGUCAAUUAGGCUGUGAAAAUUAAGCAGCUCCUAAUUGUUGUACCAAAUUUAUGCCUCUAUAUGUAACGGGCUCGAAAGAUUUUUAAAAUUUGCGUAAAAAGAUGAGGUUUUAGCAAACAAUACACCAUUCGCAAAUUUCAUGACAUUAAUUUAUGAGUCUGAUUUUAACGGCUUGAAUCGGUAUAAUGCAGGAAUUUCGUAAUGUGUAUUUUCCCAUCGAGGCGUGUCUUAAUUUGUCACAAAAGAGCAUUCGUUUGUUUUGUAAGUGUAUUUUCAUGUUAUAGUAUCUCUCAAGCCAAUCAGAGGCUAUAUUAUGAACAAAUUAUUUUAAGAGAUUCGAAUCUGUAGUUAAUUCUUCAGAAGCCAAAUUACAUGUAGAAUGAUUGUCAAAUAAAAUAGGAGUUAAG
Cloeon dipterum is the source of this 3114-nucleotide messenger RNA. RefSeq lists its product as uncharacterized. Gene Ontology annotation, molecular function: G protein-coupled receptor activity. Lineage: Eukaryota; Metazoa; Arthropoda; Insecta; Ephemeroptera; Baetidae. Gene Ontology annotation, cellular component: membrane. Gene Ontology annotation, biological process: cell surface receptor signaling pathway; G protein-coupled receptor signaling pathway. The record is from RefSeq and is a predicted model, not a curated record.